Molecule: messenger RNA, 1675 nt
Organism: Megalobrama amblycephala (Wuchang bream)
Lineage: Eukaryota; Metazoa; Chordata; Actinopteri; Cypriniformes; Xenocyprididae
Product: C3a anaphylatoxin chemotactic receptor-like
Exons: 3
Coding region: 617-1675 (352 amino acids)
Biological process (GO): phospholipase C-activating G protein-coupled receptor signaling pathway; complement receptor mediated signaling pathway; positive regulation of cytosolic calcium ion concentration
Cellular component (GO): plasma membrane
Molecular function (GO): G protein-coupled receptor activity; complement component C5a receptor activity
Source: RefSeq, a predicted model, not a curated record
CCCAGCAACAUUGCUCAAAAAGUUGCCCAGUGUAUCAUCACCUUAAGAGUAAAAAUUCCAUCAUUCUAAGAAUUUUGACACACUUAAGACUAAAAUUUUACUCUAAACGGCUUUAUACAUACAGCCCCAGAUGAAUAAAGUUGUUAGUCACAUUGAUUCAAAACCAUCCACCAACAUGCUUAUAUACAUAUAUAUAUAUAUAGUUGAUUGGAAACACAAACCUACAUUUUAUGUGAGAACACUGAAGAACUCAAUUCUCAUAGAAAGUGACAAAAGCAUGAAGAAAAUAAAAAAGCCACAGGAUUUUGAUAGCAUCAGUUAAACCAACACAUCUGAAAAUCGCUGACUCUGACCUCAUGGUUGAUUUAUACGGAAGUUUCAGUACCACCAAGCUUAGUGUCUCACCAGUGCAAAGAUGAAACAAUAAUGACACACCGAUUGAGCUCAGACAUCAGACAAGCAUCUGCUAGAUCAGAGUCAGGUUAAAGUGUAGGAAACACUCCCUUCUCUCUCAGUUUUUCAUCAUCCACCAGCUGAAACAGUGUUAACCACACAUGCUCUCAGAUCUCUGAGUCAACCCAUGCCAGCUGACUAAAGCCUCAAAAGAAGAUUAUCAAUGUCUGACAAACUGCUGAUGAAUGACUCCUCAAGCUCCAACAACACGACCAUCUACCCCAGCGAUGGCAUGCGCAUUCUGCAGAUGAUCGUGACCGUGAUGAUCUUCAUCGUGGGUGUUUCUCUAAACGGUCUGGUGGUCUGGGCGUUGGGGGUUCGAGUUUGGUGCCGCAAUAAGGGAUCAUCCAGUGAUACGCAGAGCGCCGACAGCUUCCGGAUCUAUGUAGUAAACCUGGCACUUGCAGACUUGGUGCUGCUGUUACGCACACCACUAAUGCUGCCGUACCUGGUGAACCACUUCACUUGGACAUUGGGGGAAACCGCAUGUAAGCUGGUCAUUUACCUGCGCUGCCUCGGAUUGUACGCGAGCGCGUUUUUGCUGUGCGCCGUCGCAGUGGAGCGCUGCUUGUGUCUCCUUAGACCAGUCUGGGCACGAAUGAAGCGCCCUCGUUGGGCCGUGCCGUCGGCCUGCGCUGCAAUCUGGGUGUUGGCAGCAGUCUUCGCUUCACCCUACAUUGGCACAUCCAAAAUCAUUCUCUGGCAGAACCGUACAGCCUGCAUAGAAAGUGAUAUGGGAGUAGGACAUGCCUUAAUAGUAGUGGAAACCUUGGCAGGAUUCUUGCUACCGCUGGUGAUCUUCUUGUCGUGCAAUAUCGCUGUGAUUUUUUGCGCAAAGAAGGCCGAAAGUGCAAUGACUUCACCUACCUCGUCAGGACCAGGUUACACAACCCAGAGGCUGACCCGUCUCUACCGGGUCCUCUUUCUCACCAUGCUCCUCUUCCUAACCUGCUGGGUGCCUUACUUCACCUGCCGCUUCUUAAGGGCUCUCUCACAUGACAAUCCGAAGCUCAAAGAAAGAGUGAUUGCAGGCGCUUACGUGGCGCUAUUUCUAGUUUACAUUAAGAGCGCGCUCAACCCCAUUAUGUACGUGUUCGCAGCUCGUGGACUCGGCCGCACCAUUCGUGCCUCACUUCUCUCGACAAUCGAGCGAGUCUUCAAUGAUGAAUUAUCUGAGUCUUUGCGAAGAAAGUCCUUGCGAAGGAGAGACUCUCAGUUUUAG